Nylanderia fulva is the source of this 3212-nucleotide messenger RNA. It is a transcript of the gene Mtr4, whose product is annotated as exosome RNA helicase Mtr4. Lineage: Eukaryota; Metazoa; Arthropoda; Insecta; Hymenoptera; Formicidae. Gene Ontology annotation, biological process: maturation of 5.8S rRNA; RNA catabolic process. The record is from RefSeq and is a predicted model, not a curated record. Gene Ontology annotation, molecular function: RNA helicase activity; ATP binding; RNA binding. Gene Ontology annotation, cellular component: nucleus.
CUGAUCUUCUAUUCUCUAGUCUUUUUGCUGAUUUUCAACUGCUGACGUUACAGGUUAAAUUGUAGCCAAGAUUGUAGCAUCAGUUUUUAAUGUCUUAUAUAGAAUACUGAAUUAAAAUAUAUUGAAAUAAUAAUUUUUAAUAAAUAAUGGCGAAUUUUACUGAAGAUUUAUUUGACGUCUUUGACGAGCAGGGCGAUGAUGUGGAGAUGAUACCAGAAAUUCUGAAGAAAAUCGAACCAGAAGCAGGAAUAAAGCGACAGCUUGACAAUGAAAAUGACUUGAAGUCGCUUAAGAAAUUACGGCAUGAUCCUAUUCUGGAUGAUAUCAAUCUAGAGGAUGUGGCAUGUCGCAUAAAAGUACACAAUAUAGAGACUGUUGAAUCUUGUAUGCACGAAAUUGCUGUUCCUCCUGAUCAAGAAUACAUACCUUUGGAACAUAAACAGGGUAAACCAGCCAAGGAAUAUAAAUUUAUACUUGAUCCAUUCCAAAAGGAAGCAAUUUUGUGCAUUGAAAACAAUCAGUCGGUUCUUGUUUCCGCUCAUACAUCAGCUGGUAAAACUGUUGUAGCUGAAUAUGCGAUAGCAUGUUCACUUAAGGAUAAGCAGAGAGUGAUAUAUACAACCCCAAUUAAAGCGUUGAGUAAUCAGAAGUAUAGAGAGUUUCAUGAGGAAUUCAAGGACGUCGGUCUGGUAACAGGUGAUGUUACUAUAAAUCCAACAGCUAGCGUGCUAAUUAUGACUACAGAAAUCUUGCGCAACAUGCUGUACAGAGGAUCAGAGGUGAUGCGUGAGGUUGGUUGGGUGAUCUUCGAUGAAAUUCAUUACAUGCGCGAUAAAGAGAGAGGCGUGGUGUGGGAAGAGACGCUUAUAUUGCUGCCAGAUAAUGUACAUUACGUAUUUCUUUCUGCCACUAUACCGAAUGCACGACAAUUUGCCGAAUGGGUGGCGCAUUUACACAAUCAACCUUGCCACGUGGUCUCCACAGACUAUAGACCUACUCCGUUACAGCAUUACAUAUUUCCAGUUGGUGGGGAUGGUAUUCAUCUGGUUGUAGACGAGACCGGUCAAUUUAAGGAGGAAAAUUUUAACAGGGCCAUGGCCUGUCUGCAGAAUAUGGGCGACGCCGCUAAAGGCGACACGAAGGGACGCAAAGGCGGUUUGCGCGCCACAAACAGCGGGCAAACAAACAUCUUCAAGAUGGUGAAGAUGAUCAUGGAGAGAAAUUUCGCCCCGGUGAUAAUCUUCAGUUUUUCGAAGAAGGAUUGCGAAGUUUACGCCAUGCAGAUGGCCAAAUUGGAUUUGAACACACUGGAGGAAAAGAAACUGGUGGACGAGGUCUUCCAUAACGCGAUAGACGUCCUGAACGACGAGGACAAGAAGCUGCCGCAGGUCACGAACCUGCUGCCGCUUCUGCGACGUGGAAUAGGCAUCCACCAUGGCGGACUCUUGCCGAUCCUGAAGGAAACGGUUGAGAUACUGUUCGGCGAAGGUCUGAUCAAGGCCCUUUUUGCCACCGAGACGUUCGCGAUGGGCCUGAACAUGCCCGCGCGGACAGUCCUGUUCACGGCGCCCCGGAAAUUCGACGGCAAGGACUUCCGUUGGAUCACCUCCGGCGAAUACAUCCAGAUGUCUGGCCGCGCGGGCAGGCGAGGCCUGGACGAUAAGGGGAUUGUUAUACUGAUGAUAGACGAGCAAGUCAGCCCGGUUGUCGGCAAGGCCAUCGUUCAAGGGAAGCCGGAUCCGAUCAAUUCCGCGUUCCAUUUGACCUAUAAUAUGGUUCUUAAUCUUCUUCGCGUGGAAGAGAUUAAUCCAGAGUACAUGCUGGAAAGAAGCUUCUUCCAGUUUCAAAAUCAAGCUGGCAUUCCAGCUCUGUAUAACAAGGUAAAGGAGUUGUACACCACCUACAAUACGGUGAACAUCGAGAGAUAUGAUGAGAUUUCUUCUUAUCACGAUAUACGCGAGCAACUCGAUCGACUGAGCGGGGAAUUUCGAUCGUUUUUGACGCAGCCAGAGUAUCUGGUGCCAUUUUUGCAACCCGGAAGACUGAUAAAAGUGAGAAACGAAUGUGAAGCGUUCGACUGGGGUAUCGUGGUGAACUUUAAGAAAAAGAAUCCGAAGAAUCCAGUGAAAGAUAAGACUGUCAUCGUUGUCGACGUUUUACUUCACAUAUCGAAAGACUCCAAAGAAGGCGCUCCGUAUCCGUGUCGCGAAGGCGAGGAAGGCGAAAUAGAGGUGGUGCCUAUCUCCCAUCAUUUAAUUUCUCAAAUCAGUUCGCUCAGGUUGUAUUACCCGAAGGACCUCAGGCCGUCCGAUAACAGAAGGAGUGUACUGAAAACGAUACGAGAGGUGAAGAAGAGGUUCCCAGAAGGUCCGCCGUUGUUAAAUCCUAUUACGGAUAUGCACAUAGAGGCUCAAGCCUUUAAGGAUAUCGUUAAGAAAACUGAAGCGUUAGAAAAGAGAUUGUACGCACACCCUUUACAUAAGGACCCUGAGGUAAAUGUACUAUAUGAACAAUUUUUACACAAGGAGGAAUUGGCUGUGCAGCUCAAGCAGGCCAAGGAAGAGUUCAAGCAGGCCAAGUCGAUACUUCAGAUGGACGAGCUCAAAUGCAGGAAGCGAGUUUUAAGAAGAAUGGCAUAUUGCACGUCGGCGGACAUCAUAGAGCUGAAAGGACGCGUAGCCUGUGAACUGAACGGCGCCGACGAGCUAUUGAUGACGGAGAUGAUCUUCAACGGUCUCUUCAACGCUUUAAGUGUGCCGCAGAUGGUGGCGUUGAUAAGUUGUUUUGUGUGCGACGAAAAAUCGAACGAAAUGCCUAAAAGCACGGAGGAACUGAGCGGUCCCCUCAGACAGAUGCAAGAUUUGGCACGAAGAAUAGCGAAAGUCUCAACGGAGGCCAACUUAGAAUUAGACGAGGAUGCAUACGUCGACAGAUUUAAGCCGUUUUUAAUGGACGUUAUUUACGCUUGGUGCAAAGGUGCAACGUUCUUACAAAUUUGCAAAAUGACAGAUAUAUUUGAAGGAUCUAUUAUUAGGUGCAUGCGCCGUUUAGAAGAAGUGCUUCGACAACUGUGUCAAGCUGCGAAGGGUAUUGGAAAUACAGAUCUAGAAAAUAAAUUCAGCGAGGCGAUCAAACUUAUAAAACGUGAUAUUGUAUUUGCGGCGUCUUUAUAUUUAUGAUGCAAAGAAAAAUAAAUUAGUGCCACAAAAUAA